AUGUUUCAAUGUGGGGCCGGUUUUCGGUCCACAAUCCCGCCUUCUUUCGCACCUACAUUUUUCCGAACAUCGCGACUUUUCUGCUUCGCCUGUUCUGGGACAGCUAUUGACGACGGCCAUUGGCGGUUUAGUUAUAUCGACAAGAUGGCCGCUUCAUUCAGAAUUGGCAGCUCAAUGGUGUCGAGAGUAGCUACACGUUCAACAUGUCUCGCCAAGAGGACAUUCACAACCUCACUCGCCUUCCGAGCAGGCCCCAAGAUUCCUACAGAUGAUGAGGCACCUCCAGCCAUCGCUCCUCUAGUUCGAUCGAACCCUCUCGUUGGCAAUAUUCCUCCUUCACCACCUCCCGCCGGCUCUGUCACCGAAUCUCCCACCGAAUCAAAGCCCAGCCACGCCUAUGAUGCUUCGAAACCCGUCAGUCUGGACAUUGCAUCCAUCAUUGCCAACAAAUCCAGCGCAUACGGCGCUGACAUUGACUCGGAUCCAAUUGCUCGACCUCAAAUCCGCGCCAAGGCCGUCACUGGUCGUACAGUCUUCAUCAAGGACCGAGUGACCAAGACCACCGGUCCCACGCCAAUGGUCGCUCUUCGAGUUCUCAACAGAAUCAUCCGAGAGGACCAAGUCAAGAACAAGUUCCACAGCCAAAAGUUCCACGAGCGAAAAGGCCUUAAGAAGAAGAGGCUAAGGAGUCAGCGAUGGCGAUCACGAUUCAAGCAUGGUUUCAAGGCGACUGUUAGCAGAGUUAUGGAGCUUAAGAAGCAGGGCUGGUAG
Messenger RNA from Fusarium fujikuroi IMI 58289, 771 nucleotides. RefSeq lists its product as uncharacterized. The coding region runs from base 1 to 771 and encodes 256 amino acids. Gene Ontology annotation, biological process: translation; mitochondrial translational initiation. The transcript is spliced from 2 exons. Gene Ontology annotation, molecular function: structural constituent of ribosome. The record is from RefSeq and is a predicted model, not a curated record. Gene Ontology annotation, cellular component: mitochondrial small ribosomal subunit; ribosome. Lineage: Eukaryota; Fungi; Ascomycota; Sordariomycetes; Hypocreales; Nectriaceae.